AUCAGUCAUGUAAACAGAAUUUUGACAGUUUAUUACGAUCAUUUGUUUUUGUUGAUAUUUUUCUCAGAAGUGCAUAUUAUAAUGAAAAUUAAAAAACCUAAGAAAUACAACCCGUAUCGUUAAGUUUACGUAUGCUAGUCGGCAGAUUCUGUUGACAUUUUAGCCACUUAAGGAUGAGUGACAACAACGCACAAUCUCGUCUCGUAUCAUAUGAACAAGUUAAGUCUAUCAUAGACUUCAUGGCACAACAUGUAGAGUUUGCAUCUGGCAGCCUUCGGUCUCUUGAAGCAAGACACACAUCUAAAAGGCUAUGGGAAGAACUGGCUAAAAUACUUAAUUCCUGCCGAGGGGGCACCAGAAAAACUACUGAUGGAUGGAGUAAGUAUUGGAGUGACUUCAAAAAUAAGUUAAAGAAUAAAGUUUGGUUGCUGAAGAGAAAGAAAGCUGGAAACUCUCUUAAGGGGAUAAGACCACUGACCAAACUGGAGAAGCGAGCGUUGGCAAUACUUGGGCCUUACUAUGAGAAGAAGAAGUCCAGAGAUGCUGAUUCACAAAUGAACAAUAUGCAUCCAAAAGUCAAAUUGGAAAGCAUCCAUGAGACUGUGCAUGUGAACAGUUUUAGUAAAUCAAAUAAUGGCAACACCCUCUCAGGUGGUGAGGAUGAAAGUGAUGAUAGUGCAGAGUCCUAUGAUGGUGAAUACACCAAUGAUAAUGAUCCAAAUGUACCAGCAUUACAGAGCAUUUAUCCGAAAUGGCUAAUAGAAGUAGAGAAAAAGCGUGCUGAUGCAGAAUUAAUAAGAGCUAAGGCAGAAGAGCAGCGUGCUGUAGUCGCUGCGAAGACUGCUGAAGCCUCACUGCUGCAGGCUGAAGCACUUAGGAGAUUGGCAGAUGCUGCCACUUCACAGGCAGAGGCUAUCAUGAGGAUAGCUGGUGUACUGGAAUCCAGGGCACAGAGAAACAGUAUGCUGGAUUUGUGAUUUAGGAAUUGGUGAAAUUAGUCCUUUAAAUUUCUAAUCUAUUGUUAAGAAUGAACCUCUACAAUGAAUCAAAAUGUAUUAUAUCAUGAAGCAUAACACAACAAACUAUGCUAGGAUAGAUCUCAUGAGGCUCACAAAGGAAUUGAAUCUUGUAUAUUGUGUAAUUUAAUU
Spodoptera exigua (beet armyworm) is the source of this 1148-nucleotide messenger RNA. The record is from the annotation of a GenBank genome assembly. NCBI's taxonomy places the organism in Eukaryota, Metazoa, Arthropoda, Insecta, Lepidoptera, Noctuidae.